Molecule: messenger RNA, 876 nt
Organism: Closterium sp. Yama58-4
Lineage: Eukaryota; Viridiplantae; Streptophyta; Zygnematophyceae; Desmidiales; Closteriaceae
Source: the annotation of a GenBank genome assembly
AUGGCGGAGAUUCCGCAAGAAGAGCGCACGGGAGUCGAUGGGGAAGCGGAGGCGGAGGGUACAGCUGUGGUGGUGCGCAUGCGUUCUUCUAAAGAGGGCCGCGAUAUAAGGCUGGACGGCACUGCGCAGACGGUGUUCGCCAUGCAGUGCCACAGGUGCUUAUGCCCUGUAACGGAGCCCAUCUAUAGCGAGUUCAGCCUGCUUCUCUCCGCGUCGCCCCUACACGAGCCCACCAAGCGCAGCCUGGGGGUCAUCCUCGACGCCCCCUCCUCCAGCUUCAACUCGCUCCCUGCAGACUAUGACGAUGGCGACGAGGGCGAUAUGCUCGAUCUAGAUCUAGACGAUAAGCUCUACUUCCCCCCGGACCAGCGGAUUAUAGACGUCUCUAAGUACGUGCGCGACACGGUGCAUCUGGAGAUCCCUCUCAAGGUUCGGUGCAGCCCCGGGUGCCGAGGCAUGUGCCUUGGGUGUGGGGCGAACCUCAACGUGAAGGCGUGUUCCUGCGGCGAGGACGAAUGGGGGAUUGGGGGCAGCAGCGGCAGGGGGCAAGCGACAGGGAGCGGGCAAGGGCAAGGGCUGGAUGGCAGCAGGGGAGAUGAUUUGGAGCAGGAGGCAUGGAGCAGGAGGCACGGUGUAGGAGGCACGGAGCAGGAGGCACGGAGCAGGAGGCACGGAGCAGGAGGCACGGAGCAGGAGGCAUGGAGCAGGAGGCACGGAGCAGGAGGCACGGAGCAGGAGGCAUGGAGCAGGAGGCACGGAGCAGGAGGCAUGGAGCAGGAGGCAUGGAGCAGGAGGCACGGAGCAGGAGAUGUGGGCACAGAAGUGGCAGCAGGGCAGCAUGAUCCAUUUUCUAGCGAUUUUAUGCUAGUACAGUAA